UUUGCGCUUGGUGGUGUGAAUUGGUUAUUGCAGUGUGCUUUUAUUGUUAUGUGUAUUAUUUUUUAGUGCCAUAAUUUUGUGCAAAAUUAAUUUUGAAUAAACCAUGAGGUUUUCAUUAUCAUAAAGAAAAUAAAUCAGUAAAAAGUGUGUUUAUUAUUGUUUUGGAAAGCAAAAGUGAUUGAAUUUGGUUUAUUUUGGUGUGAGUGAAUUUAUUGUGGUUGGAACUUAUUUACUUUGUUUUCAAAACAAAAAGGCGUGACGGCAACCCCUGGCCUUCCGGUAGUCACCAUGCGAGAAAAGAAGAGCGGUGCCCUGUCACGUGUCCAAAAACUCAAGAAAAGGUUGUCACAUUCAUUCGGUAGAUUAUCAAUAUCAAAAGAAGAGGUUGAAGAUCCUCCUCGGGGUAAACUACCGUAUAAUGGUUAUAGUGAUGAAUUCUUGGAUAGGUUAGAACCUAACGGUAAUAUACCAUCUGGGAAAGGUGAUUUACGAUAUGUGAACCAACAUACGAGGUUAACAUUAACCGUGAGCAAUGCUGAAUUAAAAUCUAACUUUUCAACACAUGAUCGUGUUCAAAGACAAUUAUCAGUAUCAUCGGAUAGUAAAUUAUUGGAUGAAGAUAUCCGUGAAGAGGCUCGUGUUAUUUUAAGACCACCAAAACCGCCAAGACCAAAAAGUGAAGUGUUAUUACAUCAACCGGAUUCACAUAAUAGACGAACGAAACGAUUUUCAGCGUUUGGGGGCGAUUCACCUUUUGGAAAGUCUGAAGCAUAUAUAAAAUUAGAACAAUUGGGUGAAGGUUCCUAUGCUACGGUGUUUAAAGGUUAUAGCAAUUUAACGAAUCAAGUAGUGGCAUUAAAAGAAAUACGUUUACAAGAAGAAGAAGGUGCACCAUUCACUGCCAUUAGAGAGGCAUCACUAUUAAAAGAAUUAAAACAUACAAAUAUAGUAACAUUACAUGAUAUUGUACAUACACGUGAAACAUUAACAUUUGUAUUUGAAUAUGUACAUACAGAUUUAUCACAAUAUAUGGAACGGCAUCCAGGCGGUUUAGUGUGUAAUAAUGUACGAUUAUUUUUAUUUCAAUUAUUACGUGGCUUAGCGUAUUGUCAUAAGCGACGUGUAUUACAUCGUGAUGUCAAACCACAAAAUUUAUUAAUUAGUGAAAUUGGUGAAUUAAAAUUAGCUGAUUUUGGUCUAGCACGUGCUAAAUCUGUACCUAGUCAUACAUAUUCACAUGAAGUUGUUACAUUAUGGUAUCGUCCACCCGAUGUAUUAUUAGGUUCAACGGAAUAUUCAACAUCGUUAGACAUGUGGGGUGUUGGUUGUAUAUUUGUUGAAAUGUUAACUGGUGUGCCAACUUUUCCUGGUGUUAGAGAUAUUUAUGAUCAAUUAGUUAAAAUAUUUAAGAUGUUAGGAACUCCAGGUGAGGAAGAAUGGCCAGGCGUAACACGUCUUCCAGGUUACAAACCAGAACGACUAGGAUGGUACAGGUCACGACCGUUAGGUGUAUGUUGGCCGAGACUUCAUGACACACCGUUAGGCGAAUCAAUGGCUGAAGCACUUUUACAAUUAGAUCCUGAUAAAAGAAUUGAUGCGGCGAGUGCGUUACAACAUCCCUAUUUUUCUAAACUUCCCAGAAAAGUGCACACAUUGCCUGAUGAUACAUCAAUAUUUAGUGUGGAAGGAAUUUAUUUACACCCAGAAAAUCGAAAUAAUAGAGGAAUAUUGUUUGAACAUAAAUAAUACAAAUAUAAAAGCAAAAAAAUUAAAAUAAAGAAUAAAUAAAUAGAGACAAUUUUAUAAAUGAAAACAACAAUCGAAAUUAUGCAUUUUUAAAUAAAUCGUAUCGGAUCAUUUAAAUUGUCGUCAUCAAUCAUUUAAAAAAAAUCUCCUCAGGGUACCCUUUAAGAAACAUAAUGUCAUCUCAUACAAAAACAAAACAAUUGUCACCAUCAGACAUUCUUGCUGUUAUUGAAUGCUUCCGCGAUUGCAAGAAUUUUGUUUCUUAAUUAUUAAUUUUGCUAAAUGAUUAUAUACCCAUUAUUUUCACAUGUUAAAUAUUUCUUCACAAUAUAAAGGCUACUAUGCAAAAUUUGCGCGGACGAAUUUCAAAAUAAAUAUUAAUAAUGCCUUGUACUUCAUAUGAUUUUGUUAAACACAGAGAGUAAAUGUUGAGAAUAUAUUUUAUGUUACACGAAAAUACACGAAAAAAGUUGUCACUCUUAAUUUACGAAUAUUUUCAUCAAAGAAAAUAAUUAGAUCCAUAAUUUUACGA
This is a messenger RNA of Chrysoperla carnea, 2278 nucleotides long. RefSeq names its product cyclin-dependent kinase 14 (gene Eip63E). Gene Ontology annotation, biological process: protein phosphorylation. The transcript is spliced from 9 exons. Lineage: Eukaryota; Metazoa; Arthropoda; Insecta; Neuroptera; Chrysopidae. Gene Ontology annotation, molecular function: heme binding; cyclin binding; cyclin-dependent protein serine/threonine kinase activity. Gene Ontology annotation, cellular component: nucleus; cytosol; cytoplasm. The record is from RefSeq and is a predicted model, not a curated record. Bases 289 to 1746 code for a protein of 485 amino acids.